GGGAUAGCGUUUUUUUCUUACACUGGUCUGGAACUGGGAAGCUUGACUUGCUCUCUUCUGUUGGAACCAAAGCUAUAACUUUGAGGGCCUUCCUAGAAACCUUAAUGGGGUAGCAAAAUCUGCCAUGGUGCUAGUGACAAGAGCACCUUCAUCUUAUGCUCUUGUUAUAUAUAUGCGUAAAUGAAUAAAAUCAUAUAUCCUAAGGACAUCGCAACCAAACCAUGGGAAAGUGCCGGCAACCUUGGAGUCUCUCACCACUCAGAACCUGGGGUGUGCAUAACAGGAUAAUAGUAGGUCUCUAAAGAUGCUGGUUUAUCUCCAAUAUUUUUCUUCUUCAGCCUCUAGACACAUAGAAUGGCUUCUACAGGCACAGCUAAGAAGGCAGAGGGAGAACAGCCAUCAAACUAUGAACUCAUGCCCGUCUACUCUGCAUUGAUAGAGAAACCACCAUUUGUGUCCCCAACCCCCACCUUCAGAAGAUGAAAGAGGACGUCCUGUAUCAUUUAGCUCUUGGAACUGGGACCCACAAUUUACCUGCCUUGUUUGGAGACGUGAAGUUUGUAUGCACUGGUGGAAGCCCUUUGCGGAUGAAAGCCUUCAUCACAUCUAUCGCUAAGGAGCUGGCCAUCGGGAGCCCGACCUGCGACUUGCCCAACAUCUGUGCCGCAAUGGAUCGGUACGCCAUGUACAAAGCUGGCCCUGUGCUAGCACUUAGCCAUGGGAUAGGGAUGUCUUCCAUUGCAACUAUGUUGCAUGAGCUCAUCAAACUUCUGCAUCAUGCUAAAUGCUCCAACGUCAUCAUUAUUCGCAUUGGCACAUCUGGCGGAAUAGGUUUGGAGCCAGGAUCUGUGGUGAUCACCAAACAGGCUGUCGAUGCCUCUUUCAAGCCUCAGUUAGAACAGAUGGUCCUGGGGAAGUCUGUUCUUCGCAACACAAACCUCGAUGAGAAGUUGGCUGAGGAACUGCUGGAAUGUGGCAAGGAACUGCAUCAGUUCAACACGGUCAUUGGGAACACAAUGUGCACCUUAGAUUUCUAUGAAGGUCAAGCUCGCCUUGAUGGUGCUAUCUGUUCCUACACGGAGGAAGACAAAAUGAAAUAUUUAAAGGCAGCUCACGAGGCUGGAGUAAAAAAUAUUGAGAUGGAAUCUGCCAUUGUUGCAGCGAUGUGCAAUCUUAGUGGUAUCAAAGGUGCUGUGGUCUGUGUCACACUCCUGAAUCGGCUUCAAGGGGACCAGAUCACCAGCUCUCAUGAAGUCCUGGUUGAAUACGAAGAGAGACCCCAGAAGUUGGUGGGGCAGUUUAUUAAGAAGCGUCUUGGGGGAAAGUGACAUUUCUUCUUCUUUAAACUUCUCAUUUUCAUUAAAAUCCCGUGUUCCUUCACAAA
Messenger RNA from Lacerta agilis (Sand lizard), 1384 nucleotides. Its product is annotated as uridine phosphorylase 1-like. Gene Ontology annotation, cellular component: cytoplasm; cytosol. Gene Ontology annotation, molecular function: uridine phosphorylase activity. Gene Ontology annotation, biological process: nucleotide catabolic process; uridine catabolic process. The transcript has 7 exons. The record is from RefSeq and is a predicted model, not a curated record. Lineage: Eukaryota; Metazoa; Chordata; Lepidosauria; Squamata; Lacertidae. Bases 480 to 1328 code for a protein of 282 amino acids.